AUGUUUAUUCUAUCGGAUGUAUAUCGAAUGUUGAUCGGCAUUGGUGAUCGAGCUUUAACUCCAUCAAUGAAGAAAGUUGUUAAAUGGGAUCAUCCAGCCGGUCCAAAAUAUGUUCAUUUUUGGUCACCUGUCAUGAAAAGCACUUUAGUUGUUGCUGGUCUAGGAGAUUUAAUGCGUCCAGCUGAAAAACUUUCAUUGAAUCAAUCGAUUUCACUUGCUACCACAGGAUUAAUUUGGACACGAUUUUGUAUGGUGAUUGUACCAAAAAAUUAUUUUCUUGGUGCUGUUAAUCUCGCUCUUGGUUUAACCGGUCUUCAACAAGUAAUACGUAUCGCUCAUUAUCGUUAUACACAUCCUGCUCAACCAUCCAAAAAUUAA
Adineta steineri is the source of this 378-nucleotide messenger RNA. Lineage: Eukaryota; Metazoa; Rotifera; Eurotatoria; Adinetida; Adinetidae. The record is from the annotation of a GenBank genome assembly.